AUGGCGUCUCGACGACAGUCAACAGAACCCAUGGAGCUCUCCGACGAUGCGACUGCCUCUACUGCAGACAACAGUCGGUCGGUCUCGCCCAGCCUUGGCAAGCGAAAGUUCGAAGACCCGGGCGACGUCUUUGCCGACGACCCCGACGAUUUCUACGAAAAGUUUAUGCAGAGCAAGAAACGCAAACGAGCCAAAGGCAGGGUCUCCAAGGCCAAGAAGGGUGCCGGCGCGAUAUCUUCAAAAGGCAAAGGCAAGAAGGAGAGUCCUGACACACUCCAAGGCGACGACGACGACGGCGUCGAAUUUCUGGACGGAGACGGGCUUGUCCGCGAACUCGUGCCCGAGCACGUUCGUGAACGACGAAGGCUAUUCGACGAGAACAGAAAAGAACUGUCCGAGGCCGGGCUGAAGUUGCCACCUACCUAUAUGGACAUAGACUUCUCCGAUGACGAUAGGGACCCGGAGGAAUUGGAGCGGCGACCCAAGUUCGACGAUAUCGAGCCAUGUAGGCCGUACGAAACAAUCAACUUGGACAUUUCCGGCGGCGAGAUCCCGGCGUCUAUUGCACAGUACCUUCGAGAUUACCAGGUCGAAGGUGUCCAGUUCCUACACUACCACUUCGUGUACCAGACUGGAUGCGUCCUAGGAGACGAUAUGGGCCUGGGGAAGACUGUGCAGGUUGCUGCGUUCCUCAUUGCUGCGUUUGGCAAGACCGGAGACGAGAGGGAUGCAAAGAGGCUUCGAAAGAUGACUCGCAAUGGCUGUGGGAAGUGGUAUCCUCGCAUCCUCGUCAUCUGUCCCGGGUCGCUCAUCGAAAACUGGAAGAAUGAGCUUAACCGCUGGGGCUGGUGGAAGAUCGCGUUGUAUCACGGCCCUGGAAAGGAGGAUGCAUUGAAGUCGGCCGAAAACAGUUCCCUCGAGGUCAUGAUCACGACCUACGAGACGUACAGGCACGACGAGCAGAAGGUCAACCUGAUCGAGUGGGACGCCGUUAUUGCUGACGAGUGCCACAAGAUCAAGGACCCCCGCACGCAGAUCACAAUAGCAAUGAACAACGUCAACGCUCUCUGUCGCAUUGGUUUGACCGGGACAGCAAUACAGAACAAGUACGAUGAACUCUGGACCCUUCUCAACUGGACCAACCCUGCUCAAUUUGGCUCCAAAUUCGAAUGGGAUCAGACAAUCACAAGGCCGCUCACAGUGGGCCAGUCUCAUGAUGCCACCUUCCAACAACUGAGCCGAGCGAGAAGAGUUGCCAACCAGCUGGUACAGAGGCUCCUGCCGGAGUUCUUCCUCCGUAGGAUGAAGUCAUUGAUUGCUCAUCAGCUGCCAAAGAAAUCUGACAGAGUUGUCUUUUGCCCAUUGACAGACUACCAGAGCCUGGGAUAUAAGAAUUAUCUGGAAAGUGAGGAGGUUCAGAUUGUUCGAGGAAGUGCUGACCUCUGCGACUGCGGCGCAGUCGGUGCCAACGGCAAGCCGAAGAAGCGAGGGUGGUGCUGCGGCAAGACAUUACCAGAUGGAAAGCGCUGGGAGGAGCUCGUCUUUCCCGCAAUCAUGACUAUGCAGAAAAUCUCCAACCACUUAACCCUUCUCUUACCGAAAGAUGAGGAGCCCAAGGAUAAGAAGGAAGCUGCUUUGAAGAGGCUCUCAGAGUGCGUCCCGGACUGGAAGACCCUCUACAAGAACCGAAACUCGCUCCAGCUACUUGCCGAUUCCAAGUACUGCGGCAAAUGGAGGAUUCUGAAGAAGCUCCUCAGCUUCUGGUAUGAGAACUCUGACAAGGUUCUCAUAUUCUCCCACAGUGUCCGUCUCCUCAGGAUUCUUCAUCAUUUGUUCACGAGCACAACGACAUACACCAUGAGUUUUCUCGAUGGAAGUCUCUCCUAUAUCGACCGGCAGAAGGAAGUAGACAACUUCAACUCGGAUCCGGACCGCUUCAUUUUUCUCAUCUCGACCAAAGCGGGCGGCGUGGGUCUAAACAUCACGUCGGCGAACAAGGUGGUCGUCUUUGAUCCUCACUGGAAUCCAUCAUAUGAUCUCCAGGCUCAGGACCGAGCCUACCGCAUCGGUCAGAUUCGCGACGUCGAGGUUUUCCGCCUCGUCUCUGCUGGAACGAUAGAGGAGAUCGUAUAUGCCAGGCAGAUCUACAAGCAGCAACAGGCCAACAUAGGCUAUAACGCCUCAAGCGAGCGCCGCUACUUCAAGGGCGUUCAGGAGGACUCAUCUAGAAAGGGCGAGCUCUUUGGGCUGCAGAACCUGUUCACGUUUCAAGCUGACAGGGUCGUACUGAAGGACAUCGUCAACGCAACCAACAUCGCUGAGGCGAGAGCCGGUGUGCACCUGUUCGAUGUCGAUAUGGCCAAGGUUGAGGAAGACAACGAGUUCAGUCAAAUCAAGAAAGAGACCACAGGCGAUGACGACGAGGACAACGGUACCAGCCAGCUAGCCGCCCUGGUCAAGUCAGAAAACUCAGACGAUUCCGCCAAGCGGGCUAACGAGCCCAAAAAGGAUAUCAUCCAGGCAAUCCUCGCCUCGGCAGGCGUCGAGUACACUCACGAGAACUCUGAGGUCAUCGGGUCCAGCAAAGUCGAGGCGCAACUAUCAAAACGCGCUGAACUCGCGGAGGAAAUGGACCUUGAUGACCCCGAAAAUCGGAGCCUCUUGUUUGCAGACAAGCUAGUGAAUGAGGCUUUUGAAGAUGGUCCCGGCUUCACGUAUGCGUUUAAUCCUCCCGAGGAUGUCAUGCGCAGACAGUUCUGCACGAUGGCACAGGAUUUUGGCUACCGCAGCGCCACGGAAUUCGCCGUUGUUGUGCAGGGCUGGACCCAGUCGCAGAGGCGAGACUGCCUGGACACUUUCUACCGGAAGCGACUGGAGAAAGUGCUUGGAGAAUUCAAACAGGAGCCCGUUGACGAGACAAAAGUCAAGGCAGAGUCGGGAACUCCAGAGGACAGCGAGAUGGAUUCGAGGACUACAGUUCGCGGUGUUGGCAUGAAACGAGAGCGAGCGGACAAGUUGAAGAUCGAGGAGGGUGACUCGACUGUCCUUGGUGGCUCGAGGACAAAGGUCAAGACGGAGGCAAAGCAGGAAGUGCAUCAAGAAAGAAGAUGA
Diaporthe citri is the source of this 3111-nucleotide messenger RNA. RefSeq lists its product as uncharacterized. Gene Ontology annotation, molecular function: ATP binding; ATP-dependent chromatin remodeler activity. The record is from RefSeq and is a predicted model, not a curated record. Bases 1 to 3111 code for a protein of 1036 amino acids. Lineage: Eukaryota; Fungi; Ascomycota; Sordariomycetes; Diaporthales; Diaporthaceae. The transcript has a single exon.